This is a messenger RNA of Sipha flava (yellow sugarcane aphid), 276 nucleotides long. RefSeq names its product THO complex subunit 4-like. The transcript is spliced from 2 exons. Bases 1 to 276 code for a protein of 91 amino acids. The record is from RefSeq and is a predicted model, not a curated record. Lineage: Eukaryota; Metazoa; Arthropoda; Insecta; Hemiptera; Aphididae.
AUGAACGUGAGUUUGGACGAAUUGAUCAAGAACAAAAGGUCGUCACCUCGCGGAGAACGUCGUGGGGGCGGAAGACAAGGCGGCUCUAGAAGUUUCGGUGGCAGAACAUCAAAUUUCCGAUCAAAUGGCGUUGGUAGAAGCGGUGGUGGUCCUAUGCGCAGGAGCAGAUCCAUGGCAAGGCGGUCCAAUGGAUAUACUCCUUACUCGAAGGGCGAUAUAAAUGCAUCAUGGACCCAUGAACAUAUUCUAGUUAUACCAAUUCAUAUGUAUGAAUGA